AGGCACGCCGAGGAAGCAUGCUGCUUCUGCGCGUUAGAUGAUGAGGAAGUACUGUAGUGGGAGCACAAUCAAUUGGAAGUUUCCGGCUGUCCAGAGGAUUAUUGUGCCGCGUAAAAUGCGAAAUAAACUGCUUUGUAUAUAAGAAGAGAACCGAGCGGUGGACGGUCCUGGAUGCGACUGAUCUUUGGUUAAACGGAUUAACGGAGCUUGGUUUCCACGAUGAAGGACGAUGUUUCCCUGCGUUUGGACGGGUGUCUUCUGCGCUUCAUGGACCAGCUGGAGUCGCUUGAAGAGAAAAGGCAGAGGUUCAACUCACUCAUAGAGCAGGGCUGGUUCUCCAUCUCUAAGGCGAGGUACGCCAUGGGAAACAAGCAGGUCUCCGCCCUGCAGUAUGGCAGCGAGAUACAGCCGCAGGUGCGCGUGUGUGUCAGGGAGCUAACAGGCGGCGUGACUGAGUUUCAAGCCGAAAGGGAGGAGACCCAGGGCUCUGAAGAUCCAAAGACUAAGGAUGAUGUUGAGGACUGUGGACCGAUGGAAGGAGGUCUGAGGAGAAGAACGACGGCAAAGACUAAAAACCCUCAGGAGGAACCGGUCCCAGUAAAAGAGUGCGUGUCCAAAGAUGAUGUGAGACUGGAGAGCAAAGGACUGCAGAGGCAUCAGGACCCACUAAAGUGGUUUGGAAUCCUGGUCCCACAAAGCCUGAAGCAGGCGCAGGUGGCCUUCAGGCAAGUGAUCGAGCUGUCGGCAGAGAUCGCGGCUCUGCAGGGCGCAGUGAUCUCCACCAGAGAGGAACUCCACAACCUGUUGGAGGAGAAGAGAAGACAGUCCCACUGAGGAUGACCCCACACAGGGAAAUGGCCCAGUCUGCCCAUCACAGGAGGCUGAGAUGUUCAACAGGGCGAGCAAGAUCCUCACAUUGAUCAGCAGUGUCCUGCAAAGAACCCUGGAAUCUUAUUUCUAUAAAGGAAAACGGCUGGAUCCUGUGGGUUACUGGAGAACAAGCAAACCUGUAACAGGUCCUUGUAGCAUGAAAGUGUGUAAAUUAUGUAAUCUAUACAAAUGGCUGACGUAGCAUUAACCAAUAAAUGUAUAUGAAAAAUGAA
Paramormyrops kingsleyae is the source of this 1103-nucleotide messenger RNA. RefSeq names its product vacuolar ATPase assembly factor VMA22 (gene vma22). The record is from RefSeq and is a predicted model, not a curated record. Lineage: Eukaryota; Metazoa; Chordata; Actinopteri; Osteoglossiformes; Mormyridae. Gene Ontology annotation, biological process: vacuolar proton-transporting V-type ATPase complex assembly.